Molecule: messenger RNA, 1732 nt
Organism: Cynara cardunculus var. scolymus (artichoke)
Lineage: Eukaryota; Viridiplantae; Streptophyta; Magnoliopsida; Asterales; Asteraceae
Product: protein EMBRYO DEFECTIVE 1674
Exons: 7
Coding region: 241-1221 (326 amino acids)
Source: RefSeq, a predicted model, not a curated record
UUGAAACCCUAUUUGCUCCCUGUUCAUCCCUUCCAGCUUUCUGCACGGUACUGUGUUUUUUUUGGUGUAAUGUUAUGAGCAGUUUUGCAUACAAGUCUCGAAUCCGUAAUCAACAUGCUUACAUGAGGCCGCUUGGAGUAGGUUUGUUUCUUCAUUCUGUGGGGCUAGAAUUCCAUUAUCGUUGUAACUCUCCUCUCCAGCCAAGCAGUAAACUUCACAUUUGGUGAAUCUGUUGACCUCAUGCCGAAGCUUUCAACUGCAUCCAAAACCCCCAUUUCUUCAUCAAACCGUAAAUCAGUUUUUUUGCGUGAAUGGUGGCUGAUAGAGGUCGAAAGGGACUCCAAAUUGGGCAUUGGAGGCUUUGUUAACAGAGAGACGCUAGGUUCACGAGGAAUGCGACUUUUGGGCUCUGCAUCAGUUGGCAAGAGGUACAACCUCAACGCACCUGAAAAUGGAAUUCAAGUUUUUGCCUCUGCAGCAAUUGCCAAGAGGCUUGAUAACAACACUCUUGAAGCAGUAGAUGGCAUCACAAUCACGAUUAGUGGUUGCAUAAAUAGGUCACGCACGCUGUCUUACGGCUUCUCAGCUGAGGUUUGUGAUCGUUUCCUUUCUGGAUUUCCUUGUAACUGGGAAGAGUAUGCUGCUAAAUCUUACCGUGACAAAUGUGCCAAUACAACUAAACGAUCCUUGCCCAUGUCAUUUGAUGAUCUUCCCGUCACUCGGGUACGGGAUAUACUGUUGUCUACUAAUGGAGAAUCUGAAUCUUGUGCUUUUACGAGCAUUAUUUUGAGAGAUAUCUUGAAACAAUGUAGUGGACACUCUCUUAAUCAAAAUGGUUCUUCAGUUGAUUCUGUUAUAGAAACUGAAUUUGAUCAUAAGCAACAUGAUGGUCUUUCUUUGUUGAAUCCAACUCAGAAGAUAAUCAAAGAUGCUCAUAAGAUUCAUAAGUUUCCGGUUGAUUUACAUGAUAGAGACAUGAAAAGUUCUAAAGAAAUUGAAGAUGACUACAAGCAAGGGAACGAUGGUUCUAUAUCGAAUGCAAACAAGAUAUCCAAAGAAUCUCAAGCAAACACUCAUACUCAGGCAGCUGUCUAUAUCUCAUCUCAACCAGCUGCUAAUUUAGCAGCAUCCUCUCAAAAGCUAACAAGGACGAGUAAAAAUUCACCAAGAAGAUCUACAGAAAUAAAAGCGAGACAAUCAAAGCGAUUGAAACGGGAUUAAUCAAAGAGCUUGUGCUAACAGGUCACGUUCUUCAUAGUCCAUACCAGAUUCUGUUUCAAAGACUCGAACUCUUCCUCGCUUAAUUUUGGUACUGGUGCUCUCAACUCUCGCUCUAUUCGUCUCUAUGAUAUCCAUCCUGGUAUCAAAUAAAUUUCAGUUAUGCAUGAUUGAUUAUAAGCUUGUUCAUUUGUAGAUUAACUGUAAUCUUACUCAAAUUCAAGUUCUUUGAUUUUGAGCAGGUUAUAAAGGUUUCUGAUAUAGUUAAAAUUGGAUGUACUCACACUCGAGAUACAUUUCGUGAAAGGAUUCUGGUAAGAUUUGGAACUGAAUUCCAUUCCAAUUCCAUGUUUGGUUUAAAGAGAAGUCCAGAAUCGAAAUCCCUUGAUUUCAACACAUCAGAUUUAGAAAUCCCAUAAAGAUAGUUGGCAUUUUACAGGAUUUCAUUGGACGUGCAACAGUUAUUUUACUAAAAAGUUGGCACAUUAAUCUUCUUUUCAUGUUUUGCUUCUCU